AUGGCAGACGGUCUGCCUUCAGGAUUACUGGAAGCAUGUGUCGUUGUGGGACCUGCAAAUGAUAAACUGAAGGAGCUCUCCCAGGUGAAUGAAAGUCCUUUACCGCUGUUCGAUCCUGAGGUUCUGCAGGUCCAUACACCUCCGUUUGUGUCUAAAGAGAGUCUCAGUGAACCAGCCGUGAGAAACCUCAGCCAGACCCAGCAACAGCGCUUCUUCAUUAAGAAGAAAAAUGAUAGGCCUGUUAUUAAGGCUGGAAACCCCAAAGAAGAAACCAUAGAGGAUGUUAGUGUUCCCAAAGACCUGGAUCUGGUGGCUCUGCCACAACUCUGCUUUCCAGGUGGACUUCAGAUAACUAAUGAGCAAAAGGAUGAACAAUUUCACUUCCUAGUCUUCACUGACGUGUUUGGAAACCAGUCUCAUGGAGUAGUUCUCCAGUACUGUAGAUCAAUACAGAAUGGACACCGGUCCUUGUACAAGUCUCCACAACUCUACAUUGCUUAUGCAAUAUGUGUUAUAUCAAAACACCCAUAUUACAAUGCUCUCAAGGACUGUCUGUCUUGCCUCUUAGGUCAGCUCAAAAUCUGUCAAAUGACUGAUAUGGAAGAGCAAGUGAAGGAGUUUUCUGCUAAACUGUCUCUAGUCCCAGUGCCUCCUCCUGGCCAGCUGUAUGUGGUGUUCACCUUAAGACCUCUGACGAUUGUCCUUCCGUCAAGAGAAGAUAAAAAUCAUCCUGUUAUUGACCUGGACUUACAUCUUCCGUUCUUCUGCUUCAAGUCCAGAGAGCUGCUGCAGAUCAUAGCCAGUAUACUCACAGAGCAGCGUAUGGUGUUCUUUUCCUCAGACUGGGCCAAACUGACCCUGAUCAUAGAGUGUUUCAUGCUGUAUAUUUGGCCCUUGCACUGGCAGCACCCACUGGUGCCUAUACUGUCCCAACAGAUGCUUGACUUUGUUAUGGCACCGACUACCUUCCUCAUGGGAUGCCACAUCAGCCACUAUGAGGACGUUGCCAAGUUAACAGAUGACCUGAUUCUGAUCAAUAUUGAUGAGGGAACCGUGUCCUGCUCUGGCUGUCAUUAUGUUGAGGUCCCAGACAUCCCACAGGCAGCUGCUCAGCGUUUCAAGUGUCGAAGGAAAGGUCUUCAAUUACACUAUGACUUGGAAGUGGUUCAUCAGAGAAUAUGUAGCAGUCUUUAUGAGCUGCGGAUGCAGAGAAGACACUGGCAACACAGGCUCAAUUUGGACAUACAAAACAUCACCCUGGAGCUCAUCGUUAACAUGUUUAGAGAUGUCAGUGAUAACCUUAAUCACGAACACAGAGUAUUUAACACUGAUGAGUUUCUGAAGACCAGGGAGCCAGGCGACCAACCAUUUUAUAAAAAGGUCUUGGAAACACACAUUUUCCACUCCUUCUUGAAAGAACGUUUGAAUGGAAAAGGAGAUAAAUUUACCCAAAUGGAGCUUAGUACUCAGACAGAAGACCAAAAAUUGUGUAGAUCAAUGGAUUACUCUCGCAGACCCACCAUAAAGGAAAUAGUUUUGCGAAAUGUUUCUUUAGAGAGCGGUUUGAGUAAACGUCUGGGCUCAAGUCUCCCUGACCUGGACAACAAGAAACACCUGAGUCUCCUCAAACAGAUGUCUCCAACUAAGAUCAUUCCUGAAAAGCGUAAGAGAACUGCUCAGUUUUCUAUGAAUACUCCAGUCAGGCCAGUCAAGAUCUUCCAGCUCCCAGAUUUCCCUUCUCUCUUGAACUACCCCAAUGUACUCCAUUACUUUGGAGAUCUUAUCCUCCAGCUGAACAAAGCCAUAUCAGCCACCCCACCUGAUGAUUCCUCCCUGCUAGCAAGAUAUUUUUACCUGCGCGGCCUCAUCAACAUGCUGAGCUCUAAGCGAUUGGAUGCCCUCGGCGACUUCCAGAACCUCUACAAAACAGAUAUUGAGAUUUUUCCUGGAGAGCUGGUGAAGACGCUGAUGGACUCUCUGCAGAUAGAGGAGAGAGUCCAGGUAGAGAAAAGAUCUGAGCUCAAACGGCUCAUCUGUCAGAUGAAGAACAAUGAAAAAAGCGAGCAUGUGGAAUCAGACUAUCACGUGAAGAAGUUUGAGCUGCCCAAGACCCCCAUGCAGCUGAAGGAGUUUGUGAUGUGCACUCAGCAAUCUGGUAUUGUGCGGGACAUGGCCACUUCACAGAGAUUGUUUGAAGCUCUCAUUGUCGGUGGGCCGAAGCAUAUUCAUCCAGAGAUGUUCAAAGUGUUUUAUACCUUCUGGAAACAGGCCGAGGCAGAAGCACAGGACAUUGACCUGCCUGCUGAGGUCCUGGAAUGCCUAGACAACAAUGAGUGUGUGUACAAGCUGUCCAGCUCUGUGAAGACCAGUUAUGGUGCAGGUAAAAUUGCCAUGACUCAGAAGAGGCUCUUUCUGCUGACAGGCAGACGUGGAUAUGUUGAGAUUACCAAGUUUAGGGACAUUGAGGAAGUAAACAUCUCCGUUGCCCCGCUUUUGAGGAUCCCAUCUCUAAAGAUCAAGAACAGCUUAAGGAAAGAAAUAUUCGAGGCUAAUUUAAAAUCUGAGUGUGAACUGUGGAACCUGAUGGUCAAGGAGAUGUGGGCUGGGAGAAUGAUGGCAGACAACCAUAAGGACCCCCAGUGUGUGCAGCAGGCACUGACCAAUGUCCUGCUUAUGGAUGCAGUGGUGGCCUGUUUAAAGACACAGAAGGCUAUUUGUGCUGCCUCCAAACUGGCCUAUUUUGAAAAGCAGCGAAAAGUCCCCAUGAUCAUCCCCAGACCCACAGCAGAGACUCUGAAACACAAGAUCAAUCCGUCCCAGAACAUGACGCACCCUCAGUCUGUCGAUGUCUUGCUCUACACUCCAGGCCAGUUAACUUUCCCGGACAGAGAUGUGGAUGGAAACCCUACGCUCUGGUGUGCUCUCAGCUGUGGGAAAGUGGUUGUGUUUGAUGCUGUCAGUUGGUCCCUGAUGCAAAACUGUAUUCAUUUAGGAGAAUCUCGACUGAACUGCAUGAUGGGAUUGGACCAGAAGCAAGUGUGGAUUGGUUCUCAGGACUCCGUCAUUUACAUAAUUAACACACGCAGUAUGCUGUGUCAUAAACAGCUGACUGAGCACCGUGGAGAGGUCACAGACUUUGCCCUGGAGAAACUGAAUCCUGAGAACAGAUCAGGCCUGAAGGUUGAGAAGGAGCUUGAGGCCCAUGAAGAUACAGUUCAAGCUCUCUUCUCAGCAGAGGACCGAUACAUACUCAGCGGCUCUGCAAAAAGUGAUGGCAAAAUCGCCAUCUGGAGAGUAGAUUAA
Messenger RNA from Sinocyclocheilus rhinocerous, 3303 nucleotides. RefSeq names its product DENN domain-containing protein 3-like. The record is from RefSeq and is a predicted model, not a curated record. The coding region runs from base 1 to 3303 and encodes 1100 amino acids. Gene Ontology annotation, molecular function: protein binding. Gene Ontology annotation, biological process: regulation of Rab protein signal transduction. The transcript is spliced from 20 exons. Gene Ontology annotation, cellular component: cytoplasmic vesicle. Lineage: Eukaryota; Metazoa; Chordata; Actinopteri; Cypriniformes; Cyprinidae.